ACUAAUUGUUUUGUCAUUUCAAAAAGAAAAAGUCAAAUCUAGUAAUUUAUUUAUUUCAUCUUUAGUAGCGUCUUUUUGACCUAAUUACGACAAACUAAACUGAACACGUAUUAUAUUACUUACAAAACGUUUAUUUCAUUAAAAUGACUGCGUUGGCGUUUAAAGUUAAAAGUAAAAAUGGUCAACAAAUACUUAAAGAUUUGACCUCUGAUAGCACCGUGGGCGAAUUGAAGAUGUUUUUGUCGAGUAUAUCAGACGUUAGCAUCGAGAGAGUGAGUGUUUUGUGUGGAUAUCCGCCAAAGCCGCUGGAUAUAAGUAAUGACAGUCAAAAACUUAGUGACAUUGGUUUGAAAACUGGAGAGACCCUCAUAGUUGAAGAGAAAUCUGCGGCUCCGUCUGUCACUUCGUCUGCAGAGUCCAAACCUGUUGAGAACGGUGUUGCGUCACACGAAACUUUAGUUCCUUGUAGACCAGGCAUUUUAAUGAAGAAGGUGGUCCCAUCAGACAAUUCUUGUUUAUUUACUAGUAUAGGUUUUGUAUUAAAUGGUAAUGUAGACACUACGGUGCACACACUAAUGCGAGAGAUCAUUGCAAUGGAAGUAGCUAGCGACGUAGACACUUACAAUGAGGCAGUCCUCGGGAAACCUAAUGCUGACUACUGCGUGUGGAUCCAACAGCCGAGCUCAUGGGGUGGUGCUAUAGAGGUAGCGAUCCUAUCUCGUUUCUAUGGGCUGGAGAUGGCUGUGGUAGACACGCUGAAUGCAAUUAUAAAUAGAUUUGGAGAAGACAAGAAUUAUGGACAGCGAGUCUUUCUACUAUUUGACGGUGUGCACUAUGACCCCUUGUAUUUGGAACAAGUUGAUGGCGGUAUUCAAACAAUAUUCCCAACCGAAGAUAUGGAGAUAUACAGAGAAGCGGAGCAGUUGGCACACGAAGCUAAGUCGUCCAGACAGUUCACCGACGUGAACAAAUUCACUCUGAGGUGCAAUGUGUGUGACAAACUCAUUACCGGCUACGUUGAGGCACAGAAACACGCCAAAGAAACUACGCACACGAAUUUUGGUGAAGUCUAGCAAACAAUUACAUAGGUAAGGUGUUUCUCUAAUAUUGAUUGUGUCCGCUUGUUGGAUGAUGUUGAAUAUUUAAAGAUAUAUAAUUAGAAAUAAAACUUUUAACAAGAUACUGUCAGAGUUUAUCUAUGUACUUGUCUGUUCUAAAGUUAUUUGUUUUUGAUUCAUUAACUUUUUCAAUUAUCCCAUCGUCUUCCGUAAUAGAUGUUUCAUUUAGUUUUUAUAAUUUUGACUAGAUUCCAGUUUCAUUCCGGUUAAUCUUCCUUCCAACGCAAUAACCUCAUUUUUAAUUUUUUACUUAUAAUGAAGUGCACUUAAACUAGAUGAAAUAUUCCUAUUAAAGUAAUAAAUAAAUAAAUAAAUAGUCAAGCGGACACAAUCACUUAGAAUAAUUUGUUUAGGAUUUUUAAUUUUUCCUGUUUCCCGAGGAUCUUACUACUCGAGAACAUACUAAUAGUUGAAUUCGAGAUAAAUAUUGUUUGUUUUUAAUCUCAAAUAUUAAUUGUUAACGCGAGAUUUAUUUAUGAGAUGACGAUGCACAUAUCCUAGCAACAUCUAUUUUGUAUGGACUUAUUUGUGAGUAGUCUCGGGUGUAAUAAGACAAUUAUUUUUACACGAACCUUGGCUCGAUCGAGUGACGCUGUAGUCGGUGUCUUUUUGUAAUAAUGAUUAUUUAUUUUUAUGUUGUAUAUUUGUUAGAUGCUCAAUAUUAUUUUCACCAAAGUAGAUUUUUCAUUAUGCGGCCCGACAGUGUUUUGUCAAUUAUUAUUAUUAGCACUCGCUAGACUGGUUUUACUCAUUGCUUAUUUUCGGUUAAAACUGAAUUCGUUGAUUUUUCAUAAUCUUCGAAAAUCUAUUUAUUUUAUUUAUUGUUAUAUCUACAAAAGUAUCACACAGGGGAAAUGAAAUAGGUAUUAGAAACGAUAUUUCAUGUACAAAUGGAAUAAAUACGCAAUCGAAAUGCAUAAUGAAAAUGGACAAUAAACAUGAAUGCAUUCAUUGUUUAGUAAAAUUAGCUUGAAUACAAAAUGUUGAGUCAAAUAUUUUAAAUUAUAUGUUUGUUGCGCCAGGAACUGUUCGGCAGUUAGUGUAAGGAUUCGAUAUUGUGUGUGUGUAACAUGUUAUAUGUAUCUAGUAUACUGCAACUUGCAACACUGCGUUGCCUCGUUUCUAAAAUGCUCGAAUUAGUUUUGCAUUAUAAGUACCUAUAAAAUCACACGUUGCAAAGGCAAUUCAACGAAUUUUAGCCCUUAUUCCUUUUGUCCUAAUGUUCAACCUUCUAUAAUAUUGGCAAGAGAUCGUUAUUUUGUAAUACGAAACAUUGGCGGCUUAAAAACGUUGGAAGCGAAUGCUAUUUAUUUUAUGAUUAUUACGUUUUAUUACGUUAUUCAGUCGCCAAUGUGAAAGACAAGAUUUGUAAAUUGUAAAAUAAGGCUCAAAAUGGCAUAAAUAAAAAUUUGAUAAAUGGAA
This is a messenger RNA of Spodoptera litura, 2540 nucleotides long. RefSeq names its product Yod1 deubiquitinase (gene Yod1). Gene Ontology annotation, cellular component: cytosol; nucleus. NCBI's taxonomy places the organism in Eukaryota, Metazoa, Arthropoda, Insecta, Lepidoptera, Noctuidae. The record is from RefSeq and is a predicted model, not a curated record. Gene Ontology annotation, biological process: endoplasmic reticulum unfolded protein response; ERAD pathway; protein deubiquitination. Gene Ontology annotation, molecular function: cysteine-type deubiquitinase activity.